GUCUCUUUCAGAAAGAGGUUCUCUCAGGUACCAGAAAACAUGGGCAAGUUUAAGAAGUACUUUGUUUUAAUACUGAGCGUCGUUUCCUUGAUAGUUUUUAUAUACAAUCAAUCAGAAAAUGGAAGUGAAGCAAAUAUCUAUUCAAAGACUGACCCGGAAACUGGAACCCAACCACGGCUGGACACUGUCGAGGACAGGAGAUGUGAGGGGAAGAUCCACACGAGCCCGCUGCCACUGAAGCUGAAGCACCGACAGUACUCAAGAAAGAUGCUGCUUUAUAAACAAUGCAACAAUAACUUGGACAUCAGUGGCAAAUGGGCAACAUUUGACGACAUUCCCCAUGAGGAGUUGCACAACCUGCUAGUGGAUGACAGGCAUGGAAUUAUCUAUUGCUACGUUCCAAAGGUUGCUUGCACCGCAUGGAAACGGAUUAUGAUUGUUCUGAGUGAGAGUCUGAAGGUGUACGGUGUACCUUACAGGAACCCUCUAGACAUCCCCAUCGAGGACGUUCAUGGAUCUUCUCUACAGCAACUUAAUGCAUACCCCAAGGCAGUAAUGAAACAAAAAUUUGAGACAUACCAAAAGUUCAUAUUUGUUCGAGAUCCUUUUGUCAGACUGAUUUCAGCCUACAAAGAUAAGUUUCAAAUCCCAAAUCAGAUAUAUUAUGAAAGUAUUGGGAUAGACAUAUUAAAGAAAUUUGUAAAUGUCUCUAAUCCGCCAGCAUCUGUAGAGCAAGCGCACGCUCAAGGCAUUGUUCCGUCUUUCUACAACUUCAUUCAGUAUAUCCUGAGCCUCCCAGCAGGAAAUGACACAGAGUUUGAUGAACACUGGCGACAAACAGUUCACUUGUGCCAUCCAUGUGCGAUCGAUUAUGACUUUAUUGGGAAAAUGGAAACUAUUGAGGAAGAUGCUGAUCAUCUGCUGCGAAUACUCAGAGUCGAUAACAUUGUUGACUUCAAACCAUGGACAAGAAGUAAAACAGAGCAGAAUGAAAUAAAGACCUGGUUUUCCAACAUCACCAUAGAGUGGAGGAGGAAACUCUAUGAUAUUUAUCAGGCAGACUUUAAACUGUUUGGAUAUGAAAAUCAUGACAAUCUAGAUGAUCCUAAUCCAGAAAACUUUAUAUGAAUCACGUUGUUUAUUGUGUUGUGUUAUGUAGUAUGAUUAUUGUUUCAUGACAUUAGUAGCUUCGUCAUAUUUAUCGAUUUGAAUGGCAGGGGUGUCAUGGUAAUGGAAAAUCUUAUUCCUGUUUCUCACACUACAUUUGAUUUGUUUGACUUCUGAAUUUUAGUAUCAGAAUUUUAAGUAGUAGGACAACCUGAAGAAAGAAAAUAAAUAAAUAAUAAUUGUCAGUGUGAAAUUACAGUGUAUAUAAAUAAAGUGGAGAAACAUUAAAAAAAAAAGAGACUGAGCUGACCUAUUUUUCCAACAUGACCAUUGGGUGUUGGAUGAUAUUUAUAAGGCAGACAUAAGAUACUUUGAAAAUCACAACACUCUAAAUGAUACUGAUCUGUAACUCAUGAUCUGAAUCAUGUUGUUUGUUGUGCUGUGGUUUGUAAUAUGAUUAAUUACCUUUGAUUUAAAUGUCAGCGAUUGCAAAAGUGUGUACAUACCUAAUCUUGUGCAAUUUGUUGAAGCACAACUUUAUUUUUUUAUUACACCAUUCACAAAAUAUUGCCAAUAUUUUCCCACAUUUUCUUUAAACAACUUUUUCAACACAUUUAAAUGUAAGCGCCUCUCUUAUGCACAGCCUGCUUCAAGUCACGCUACAGAUUUUUCGUUGGAUUUUUAGUUGCACUCUGGUUAACUCAUUCAAAAACAUUGAUCUUUUGGUUAAGCAAUUCCUUUGGUGAUGUAUGGAGGUUUGCUUUGCUUUCAUUCCCACUUACAGACAGGUUUUGCACUAAAUUUAACUGGUUUUUCUAGCUAUUCAUGAAUCCCUCCAAGAUUUCCCUGAAGGAACAGAACAAGAAUGAAGUCUAUGACUUUUAGUUUUAAGUUUCAUGAGGUUUCUCCCCUCAGGCUCCUCGUUAGGAGGUGAAAUGCUACCCAACUGGGUUCAGGUUUGAUGACUUGACUUAAUCUUAAACCGUCCACUUUUUACCCUUUGUUGUGUUGGCAGUAUGUUUUGGAUUGUUGCCAUGCUGCAUAAUGAGGUUCCUCCUGAUUAAUUUGGAUAAAUUUCUUUGUAAAUUGGCAGACAGUAUGUUUCUGUUUCUGUGUUUAUUCAGUUCAAUCAUAAGUAAACAUUAGGAAGCCUGUUUACAAACAGCCAUGUAAUCUGUAUUUCUAUCAUCUGUUCUGUCAGAACAUUCACCUCAUUUUUGUAGGACAUUCCAAUUGGACUUUUGUUGAGCUUGGAUGUUUUUGUGAGAAAGAGCUUCCAUCUUGCCACCCUACCCUAUUGCUCAGACAUGAAGAAUCUAGAGAGUAAUCAGUACUUGGUUGUACAGGGAUGUCCUCUUUUUGUUUAUGUCCCUGUGUUGCCUCAUAUCACUUGUUGCUUUGUUGAUAAUGGCCUUUCGGUGUUCUAAUCUUCUGGAAAUUCUUUUACACACUCUUUGAGGAACAUGGAUUCAGAUGAAACCAAGAAGAAGUAAAGAAAAUCUUGUACUCUCCUAAACCUAACCCUAGAAACAGCAGAUUUUUAUUUGGCUUAAUCAGAAUCAUUUCAUUGUUAGCAGUUGUAUAAUAAUGACUUUUGAUCAUGAGAAAAUUAAUGAACCGCUCAUGACAACAGUUAAUAAAAAAGUAAUUCAUGACUAUUAUAUUCUUUCCAAAUUCUUUAUUUUUCCAUGAUACUCACAGUCCCAUAGUUACCAAAUGCUAUAAACAAAGUUAAGUAAUUAUCACAUACCCGUCUUAGCAGACAAUAGACCAUUUUCAAAUUCAGAUGAAAAAUGUUAGUGAAUAGACGUCAGGCAUAGCUACAUAAAAAAAAAUGCUAGUGAAUAGACGUCAGGCAUAGCUACAUAAAAAAAAUGCUAGUGAAUAGACGUCAGGCAUAGCUACAUAAUUGCUCACUAUUCAUACAGUUACAUCAAAAUUCUA
Messenger RNA from Hemibagrus wyckioides, 3051 nucleotides. Its product is annotated as carbohydrate sulfotransferase 12-like. Lineage: Eukaryota; Metazoa; Chordata; Actinopteri; Siluriformes; Bagridae. Gene Ontology annotation, biological process: carbohydrate biosynthetic process; proteoglycan biosynthetic process. Gene Ontology annotation, molecular function: sulfotransferase activity. The record is from RefSeq and is a predicted model, not a curated record. Gene Ontology annotation, cellular component: membrane. The transcript has a single exon. The annotation marks the transcript as partial.